AUGUCAUAUACCCUGAACUUCUGUCUGAAGUCACUCUUGCCGGAGAAUACCGAUUCCUUCUUUCGUUAUGACGGUAGCCUGACCACACCAGGAUGCAACGAAGUCGUCACGUGGACGGUCUUCGCAGAGCCAAUCACUAUUGCACCACUGCAAGUAAGUACCCUACCAAGUGUGCUGCACCCUAUCUCUAAAGGCAAACGCGGAAAAGGAAUCUGCCCUAAUGGGGCGCGUUAA
Molecule: messenger RNA, 234 nt
Organism: Cylicostephanus goldi
Lineage: Eukaryota; Metazoa; Nematoda; Chromadorea; Rhabditida; Strongylidae
Source: the annotation of a GenBank genome assembly